This is a messenger RNA of Gorilla gorilla gorilla (western lowland gorilla), 4136 nucleotides long. It is a transcript of the gene TSGA10, whose product is annotated as testis specific 10. The coding region runs from base 999 to 3197 and encodes 732 amino acids. NCBI's taxonomy places the organism in Eukaryota, Metazoa, Chordata, Mammalia, Primates, Hominidae. The transcript has 23 exons. The record is from RefSeq and is a predicted model, not a curated record.
UGCGCGCGAUGCUGCCCCGCCCCCUGAGGGCCGGCCCCCUGAAGCGCCAGAGAAGGAGGGGCGCGCAGGGAUCGCGCCUAGUCUCUCCGCCUGCGAGGCCGUGGGGUCCCGGCAGCCCGCAGGAGUGCUAAGUAAGGGUCCUUCAGGGCGGGAACCAGAUUCGAGGCAGGGACGCAGGCUACGUUCGAAUAAAAGUACCGAAGGUCAUAAGGCCCCAGUUCAGAUGGGACUUCCCCGCGUGACAGCACAGAGAUAACGGCCAGCCCUGGGCGAAGGUUACCACCAAAGAAUAUGAUUUUGGUCUAGGGGCUCCAGUUUCUGAAGCUGAAAACUACCAGAAUACUCUCCAGCUAGAACAAGAAGUGAGAAACCAAGAUAGAUUCAUCUCGACACUGAAAUUACAGUCAGGUGCAUCUUCUAGGAUCAAGAAAAUAUGUAAACAAAAAGUUCCGUGAGGGCAGAGGCAUUUGGAUACCUUUGUGAUAGAAAAGGCCCUUUUCUUCAUCCAUUGAUGGUUUGAUAGUGGGCUGGGAAGGAAAGCUGUGUUCCUCCACAUUAGGCAGCAAAUACUUGAUUGAUUUGAUAUUUAGCUUAGUCAAAUUGAAGAUCUCAAACAGACAAAUCAUGGCUUGGAAGAAUAUGUUAGGAAACUCUUGGAUAGUAAGGAGGUGGUAAGCAGUCAAGUAGAUGAUUUAACCAGCCACAAUGAGCAUCUUUGUAAAGAAUUGAUUAAAAUUGACCAACUAGCAGAGCAACUCGAAAAAGAGAAAAAUUUUGUGGUGGAUUCCGCCAACAAGGAACUUGAAGAAGCCAAGAUUGAACUCAUUUGCCAGCAAAAUAAUAUUAUAGUAUUGGAAGAUACAAUAAAAAGGCUUAAAUCUAUAAUUUUAGAUACUGAAAAAGCACAAAAUAAAUCUCCUUCUAGACUUGAUUCCUUUGUCAAGACUUUGGAAGCAGACAAAGAUCACUAUAAGAGUGAAGCUCAACAUUUGAGAAAGAUGAUGAGAAGUAGGUCUAAAAGUCCGAGACGCCCAUCACCAACUGCCCGGGGUGCAAACUGUGAUGUAGAACUUUUGAAGACAACAACAAGAGAUCGUGAAGAACUUAAAUGCAUGCUGGAAAAAUAUGAGCGCCAUUUGGCGGAAAUUCAGGGUAAUGUCAAGGUUCUUAAAUCUGAGAGAGACAAGAUCUUCCUUCUUUAUCAACAGGCACAGGAAGAAAUUGCCCGACUUCGACGAGAAAUGAUGAAAAGCUGUAAGAGUCCUAAAUCAACAACGGCACAUGCUAUUCUCCGGCGAGUGGAGACUGAAAGAGAUGUAGCCUUCACUGAUUUACGAAGAAUGACCACAGAACGAGAUAGUCUAAGGGAGAGGCUAAAGAUUGCUCAAGAGACAGCAUUUAAUGAGAAGGCUCACCUGGAACAAAGGAUAGAGGAGCUGGAGUGUACAGUUCAUAAUGUAAAAAAAAAAAAAAGAAAAGUCUCUUUUGGCUAUAAACACUCAAUGGCUUUCCCCUUUCUCCUUUUUCUGUAUUCAGAGAAGUUAUUUUAUUUUUCUAAGCUGGAUGAUGAACGUAUGGAGCAAAUGUCAAAUAUGACUUUGAUGAAGGAAACCAUAAGCACUGUGGAAAAAGAAAUGAAAUCACUAGCAAGAAAGGCAAUGGAUACCGAAAGUGAACUUGGCAGACAAAAAGCAGAGAAUAAUUCUUUGAGACUUUUGUAUGAAAACACAGAAAAAGAUCUUUCUGAUACUCAGCGACACCUUGCUAAGAAAAAAUAUGAGCUACAGCUUACUCAGGAGAAAAUUAUGUGCUUGGAUGAAAAAAUUGAUAACUUUACAAGGCAAAAUAUUGCACAGCGAGAAGAAAUCAGCAUUCUUGGUGGAACCCUCAAUGAUCUGGCUAAAGAAAAGGAAUGCCUGCAAGCAUGUUUGGAUAAAAAAUCUCAGAAUAUUGCAUCCCUUGGAGAGAGUUUGGCAAUGAAAGAAAAGACCAUUUCAGGCAUGAAGAAUAUCAUUGCUGAGAUGGAACAGGCAUCAAGACAGUGUACUGAGGCCCUAAUUGUGUGUGAACAAGACGUUUCCAGAAUGCGUCGGCAAUUGGAUGAGACAAAUGAUGAGCUGGCCCAGAUCGCCAGGGAAAGAGAUAUCUUGGCUCAUGACAAUGACAAUCUCCAGGAACAGUUUGCUAAAGCUAAACAAGAAAACCAGGCACUGUCCAAAAAAUUGAAUGACACUCAUAAUGAACUUAAUGACAUAAAACAGAAGGUUCAAGAUACUAAUUUGGAGGUUAACAAGCUGAAGAAUGUAUUAAAGUCUGAAGAAUCUGAGAACCGGCAAAUGAUGGAACAACUUCGAAAAGCCAGUGAAGAUGCUGAAAACUGGGAAAAUAAAGCCCGUCAAUCAGAGGCAGAUAACAAUACCCUCAAACUGGAACUUAUCACUGCUGAGGCAGAGGGUAACAGAUUAAAAGAAAAAGUAGAUUCCCUCAACAGAGAGGUUGAGCAACACUUAAAUGCAGAAAGGUCUUACAAGUCCCAGAUUUCUACCUUACAUAAAUCUGUUGUAAAAAUGGAAGAGGAGCUUCAGAAGGUUCAGUUUGAAAAAGUGUCCGCUCUUGCAGAUUUGUCUUCUACUAGGGAACUCUGUAUUAAACUUGACUCAAGCAAAGAACUUCUUAAUCGACAGCUGGUUGCUAAAGAUCAAGAAAUAGAAAUGAGGGAGAAUGAGUUAGAUUCUGCUCGUUCUGAAAUUGAACUCCUGAGGAGUCAGAUGGCAAAUGAGAGAAUCUCCAUGCAGAAUCUAGAAGCUUUGCUGGUGGCCAAUCGAGACAAAGAAUAUCAGUCUCAGAUAGCACUUCAAGAAAAAGAAUCUGAAAUUCAGCUUCUUAAAGAACACCUUUGUUUGGCAGAAAAUAAAAUGGCCAUCCAGAGUAGAGAUGUGGCCCAGUUCAGAAAUGUUGUCACACAAUUGGAAGCUGAUUUAGACAUUACCAAAAGACAACUAGGAACAGAGCGCUUUGAAAGGGAGAGGGCCGUACAAGAACUUCGCCGCCAAAAUUAUUCAAGUAAUGCUUAUCAUAUGAGUUCUACAAUGAAGCCAAAUACAAAAUGUCAUUCACCAGAACGUGCUCACCAUCGAUCUCCUGACCGAGGCCUAGAUCGAUCAUUGGAAGAGAAUCUUUGCUACAGAGAUUUCUGACACCUGAAAUGAUUCUUCACAUCCCUGAGAAAGGUCAAAGUUACAAACUGAUUUUUUUUUUUUUUUUGCUACAUGAGUGCAUUUAUCUUUUAAAUGCUUGGCAAUGUUAAAUGUAUUUAUUAACUUUGUGUCUCUGAAUCUCUGUUCUAAUGUGCCAUGUUGCAGUGAUCUGAGAUGACUUAUAAAAACAAAAAUGUAUAUGGCUCUUUCUAUCCAUGCAGUGAUAGUGAGUGUAAAAUCUGCUUACUUCACUAUUGAACACUAUUAUGUUCACUAUCUGGAGUAAAUAAAGAAGCUUAUUAAAACAGGGAAAAGUGUUUUUACAAAACUGCUUUCCUUUCCUUUCUUAGUAUCUCAAAUAAUUGGUUGGUUAAUUUUUUUUCUUUGUGAUUUGUGUUUUCAUGGCUGGAAAAUCUGUGCCAAAAUGGGUACAACUUACUGAUACUGGUCUGGGAUCUGAUAUUCCAUUUUGGAACCAACCUUACAUAAAUUCCAUGCCAUAAUCUGAUAUUGAAGCAGCAGAAAGUAGGAGUGUUGUCAGGGUUUUAAAACCUAUAGUAUUGUACCACUCAAAGACUAAGUAACAUACAUAUUCUACAACUGUGUUUACUACUACUGCUUUUAGAAAGGUAGGUGAUGAUAUAUCUGUCAAGAAUGUAAGAUUUUAUUAAAAAUCUUUAUUUUUAAUAAGUUUUCUUUCAAGUACUGCAAUCAACUUAAUUGCCAUUUUAUUUUAUUGUCUGUGGCAGCUGUCUGUAAUCUGGAGUAACAAGAUAAGUGAUGUUUCCUUCCUCCCCCAAUUUCCUAAAUCUCUUACCUUAUCUAUCCAUAGGCUUUGAUGUAAUGUUCAUAUUAGAGCCUGAAUGCUACUGUAUUUUACUGAUAUAAACUAUUUGUAUUCUUGCCAUUUUAAUAAAAAAAGGCUUGUCAUUAAUAGUA